Python bivittatus (Burmese python) is the source of this 2120-nucleotide messenger RNA. Lineage: Eukaryota; Metazoa; Chordata; Lepidosauria; Squamata; Pythonidae. The record is from RefSeq and is a predicted model, not a curated record.
CACAACAUGGCUCAGGAAACCAACCAGACCCCAGGGCCCAUGCUGUGUAGCACAGGAUGUGGAUUUUAUGGGAAUCCUAGAACUAAUGGAAUGUGUUCCGUCUGCUAUAAAGAACAUCUUCAGAGACAGCAAAAUAGUGGUCGAAUCAGUCCAAUGGGAACAUCAGGUGGUUCCAAUAGCCCUACCUCAGAUUCUACAUCUGUACAGAGAGCAGAUACUAGUUUAAACAACUGUGAAGGUGCUGCUGGCAGCACAUCAGAGAAAUCAAGAAAUGUGCCUGCUGCCGCCUUGCCUGUAACACAGCAAAUGACAGAAAUGAGCAUUUCAAGAGAGGAGAAAGUAAUUCCGAAAACAGAGACAACAGAGCCAGUGGUUACCCAACCAAGUCCUUCAGUCACUCAACCUAGUACAUCUCAGAAUGAAGAGAAAACACCCGAAAUGCCCAAACCAAAGAAGAACAGAUGUUUUAUGUGCAGAAAGAAGGUUGGACUUACAGGAUUUGACUGCCGAUGUGGAAAUCUGUUUUGUGGACUUCACCGUUAUUCUGACAAGCACAACUGCCCAUAUGAUUACAAAGCAGAAGCUGCAGCAAAAAUCAGGAAAGAGAAUCCAGUUGUUGUGGCUGAAAAAAUCCAGAGAAUAUAAACUAACCUACUUGGUGCAAAGACUGACUUCCUUUGUUUUUAUUUUAAAAUAUCCUAGGAAAACAUUAAAGAGCAGAUGCAUGGCCAUUUUCCUUUGAUGUUCUCCAGAGUUUUACUUUAGUUUGUCUUAUUGAUUGAUAUUUUAGGAUAUUGUGGGUGUUACAGGCAGAAUUGGAUAGAUACAGCCCUUUAAAAUGUAUACAUGCCCUCCCCCAAAUGAAUGAAAGAGUAAGACCUGCAUUGGAAAACAGACAUGCACAAAGGACAGAGUUGUCUAGUUCACAUGUGCCAAACAGAUGCAUAAAAUCUGCAUGUUUGCAGCAGAUUUGCCUUUUGGGAUUGUUAAUUGAGGUAUAUCAUCUUUGGAUAGUGCUAAUGUGCCUGUUUGAUUAAAUGAUACACCAAGAAAAAUGAGUCUACUUUUACCAUACUUAACUGUAAUCAUCUUUAAUUUCCACACUUCAUUGUUUUGAGGCUAAACUGCAGAGGAGCCAGUUUCUAAAUGAAAAUGGGUGUUCAGGUGCCAUAAACUGCAGUUUAAGAUUACCUUCUAAAGGAUGUAAUCUUUGGAAGUGAUAAAAAUUGUUCAACUGUUAAAAACUAGUUCCCAAAGGAAACUUCUUUUUCAGAAAUUUAUGAACUAGCCUACAACAGAAGACUUGUCUGCUUCUUACUCUUAAGUAGCUAAAUACAUUGUGUAGCACAAUGCAACUAGAAUUUAUUUCAGUUUACAAACUAAAGGCUACAUUUUUAAUAAAGAUAAUCACAGCAGCUCUUUCAGAUAAGCACCUGCAUCUGAUGAACCUAGUUUGCAAAUGUAUUCAAGCCUUUAAUUUUUCAUGUACAUCUUAAGUUGAAUGUGUUCUGGGUUGAAAAGGUUAGCCUUUAAUUUUUUAUAGUUUCCAAAUGUAGUGAGAUUGCACCCUUUUGCAUGGAGAAAUCAUACCCAAUAUGGCUGCUGUACACUUUAAGUGGUACCUGGAACCACUCUGAGGGGCUGCUUUUAUCAUUUUAAUAGUAUUUGGGUGUAGGACUGUAGUGUUCUUGGGUGUAUUGCAUGGGCUGCAUUAUCUACAGCAUUGUACAAUAACAACUCUAGAAAAGGCAGUAUACUUCACUGAUGCUUGUCUGGUAAUAUCACUUCUGUGUUAUAAUGGAAGGGUUUUUUUGUGAUGUAUGAAACUUGUGUUUUUUAUAUAAACAAGUACAGUUUAGAGUAGUAUAGUGGUAAUGCCUGUUCUCAUUUGUAAAUAGUUGUGUAUACAUAGGGCACUACUUCUGAUUUCUAUUGCAGUGUUCAGUCUUAGUUUUCUUCAUUAAAAGCAUCAGGUCUUUGCUUUAAAUUUUGUCCUCAGUUGAGUUAUUAGAUAAACAAAUGUGUACAGAUAGUUCAUAUUUAUGUAUUGCACAUAAUCAUGCUACCCAGCAUCUAUGCUAUAUUGUAUUAUGUAAAUAAUAAAAUCAUGUACAGAGGGA